This is a messenger RNA of Cuculus canorus (common cuckoo), 6108 nucleotides long. RefSeq names its product SH3 and multiple ankyrin repeat domains 2 (gene SHANK2). The transcript is spliced from 27 exons. Gene Ontology annotation, molecular function: synaptic receptor adaptor activity; ionotropic glutamate receptor binding. Bases 368 to 5995 code for a protein of 1875 amino acids. Gene Ontology annotation, cellular component: postsynaptic membrane; dendritic spine; postsynaptic density. Lineage: Eukaryota; Metazoa; Chordata; Aves; Cuculiformes; Cuculidae. The record is from RefSeq and is a predicted model, not a curated record.
CCCGACACGGCCCCCCCCCUCCCGCCCCGGGAUACGCGGUCCCGCUGAGCCCGGGCAGCGGCGGCUGCUAGGAACGAGGCGAAAGCUGUCCCCGCAGCCCCCAUCGCAGCUUCCUAUCGCCACAGUUCCAGCCCUGUUACAUCUGCUUUGAUUCACCCUGCUUCCCAUCGGAAAGCUUCCCAUCAGAAAGCACAAGCCCAGCAGGACAGACGAGUGGUCUCCAUGCUCACCUUUGUGGGCGCCAGCCACCGUACAAAUGACUCCACUCUCAGACACGAGGAAUCUGAGAUGAGAGCGAGCUAGAUUUUGAUGAUCAUCUUGACACCAUUUCUUUCUUCUGUAUCUUGACAGGAUAAAAAUCUUGAUCAUGCCUCGUAGCCCAACAUCAAGUGAAGAUGAAAUGGCACAAAGCUUUUCCGACUAUUCUGUGGAAUCUGAAUCUGACAGCUCCAAAGAAGAGACUAUUUAUGACACAAUUAGAGCAACUGCAGAAAAGCCAAGCAGCAGGAUGGAAGAUAGUCAGAGCAACACAUUAGUAAUUCGAAUUAUAAUACCUGAUCUGCAGCAAACGAAAUGCAUUCGAUUUAACCCGGAAGGUUCAGUGUGGGUUGCAAAGCAACGGAUUUUGUGCACUUUGAAUCAGAGUUUGAAAGAUGUCCUGAACUAUGGAUUGUUUCAGCCAGCAAGCAAUGGUAGAGAUGGGAAGUUUUUGGAUGAGGAACGACUUCUUAGGGAAUACCCACAGCCAGUGAACAAAGGAGUUCCUUCCCUUGAGUUUCGAUACAAGAAGAGAGUGUACAAACAGUUCAAUCUUGAUGAAAAACAGCUGGCCAAGCUUCAUACAAAGGCUAAUUUGAGAAAAUUUAUGGAUCAUGUCCACCACCUCUCAGUAGAAAAAAUCACAAAGAUGUUGGACCGAGGACUGGACCCAAACUAUCAUGACCUAGAAACUGGAGAAACCCCCCUAACUUUGGCAGCUCAGCUUGACAAUACAGUGGAAGUGAUAAAAGCUCUGAAAAAUGGAGGAGCGCAUUUAGACUUCAGAGCCAAGGAUGGAAUGACAGCUCUCCACAAAGCAGCCAGGGCCAAGAACCAAGUAGCCCUGAAGACUCUUUUAGAGCUUGGAGCAUCUCCUAACUACAAAGACAGCUGUGGACUGACACCACUGUAUCACACUGCUGUUGUGGGAGGAGAUCCCUACUGCUGCGAACUGUUACUUCACGAACACGCUACAGUCAGUUGCAAAGAUGAAAAUGGAUGGCAAGAAAUUCAUCAGGCUUGCCGAUAUGGACACGUCCAACAUCUUGAGCAUCUCCUCUUCUAUGGCGCUGAUAUGUGUGCGCAGAAUGCCUCGGGAAACACAGCGCUGCACAUCUGUGCCCUGUACAACCAGGAGAGCUGUGCAAGAGUGUUACUGUUCCGGGGAGCCAACAAGGAGAUUAAGAAUUACAACAGCCAGUCUCCAUUUCAGGUGGCUAUAAUAGCAGGAAAUUUUGAGCUCGCUGAAUAUAUCAAGAAUCACAGGGAAGCUGAUAUUGGAUCCUGCUACCCAUAUCCAAGUAGAAGUCCCCGGAAUCUGUUGCUGGCAGUGCCCUUUAGAGAGGCUCCCACCUAUUCAAACAGAAGGCGGAGGCCACCAAGCACCUUAGCAGCACCUCGGAUCUUGCUUCGUUCCAACAGCGACAACAAUCUGAACAUCAACAACCUCCCCAGCUGGUCAGCCGCCUCGUCUGCUUCUUCACACCGCAGCCUUUCACCUCAUCUACUUCAACAGAUGCAGAAUAAUCCUAAUGGAACUGUAAAAACUGUGAGGAGUUACACUCCGUCCUCCCGGAGCCGGUCGCCAUCCCUAAACAGGCUGGGAGAGGAUGCCAAACGGCAGCAGCACAGGCACAUCAGUGCCGUUUACAAUCCUAGUGCCAACAAGGAUACACUGUCUGCCUUGGAUUAUCAGGGUCCAAAACGCAAGCUUUACAGUGCUGUACCUGGAAGACUUUUUAUUGUCGUGAAGCCAUAUCAACCUCAAGGAGAAGGGGAAAUUCAUCUGCACAAAGGAGACAGAGUCAAAGUUUUAAGCAUUGGUGAAGGUGGAUUCUGGGAAGGCAGCACCCGAGGACAUAUUGGAUGGUUUCCUGCAGAAUGCGUUGAAGAAGUUCAGUGUAAACCAAAUGAAAGCAAACCAGAAACACGAACAGAUAGAACAAAGAAGCUGUUUAGACACUACACAGUUGGAUCCUAUGACAGCUUUGAUGCUUCAAGUGACUGCAUAAUAGAAGAAAAGGCAGUGGUCCUGCAGAAAAAAGACAAUGAAGGAUUUGGAUUUGUGCUCAGAGGGGCAAAAGCUGACACACCAAUCGAAGAAUUCACCCCAACUCCAGCCUUUCCUGCUUUGCAGUACUUGGAAUCUGUGGAUGAAGGGGGAGUAGCAUGGCAAGCUGGCCUGAGAACUGGAGACUUUUUGAUCGAGGUUAAUAAUGAGAAUGUAGUGAAAGUUGGCCACAGACAGGUGGUGAACAUGAUUCGACAAGGGGGCAAUCACCUAGUUCUUAAGGUUGUCACAGUAACCAGGAAUCUUGAUCCUGAUGACACAGCUAGAAAGAAAGCCCCACCACCUCCUAAGCGAGCUCCAACCACUGCACUGACCUUGCGGUCUAAGUCAAUGACCUCAGAGCUUGAAGAGCUUGCUUCAGUACGGAAGAAGAAGGAUAUUCUCCCUUCACAUUUUGAAGGUUUGAAGAAGAGGAUUGUUUUUCGAGUCACACUAAAUAAGGUGGAUGAAAUAGUACCAGUUUCCAAGCCAUCAAGAAUUGCAGACACUGCAACUGUGGACUCAAGAGUGGCAACUAUUAAACAGCGGCCUUCUAGUAGAUGUUUUCCCUCAGCUACAGAUAUGAAUUCCAUGUAUGAGAGACAGGGUAUUGCUGUGAUGACGCCCACUGUACCAGGGAGUCCUCAAGGUCCUUUUCUGGGUAUACCUCGGGGUACAAUGAGAAGACAGAAAUCUAUAGGAAUAACAGAGGAAGAACGGCAGUUUUUGGCUCCUCCUAUGCUGAAGUUUACCAGAAGUCUUUCGAUGCCUGACACCUCUGAAGAUAUCCCACCACCACCGCAGUCCUUACCUCCCUCACCACCACCACCUUCUCCCUCUCUGUACAACUCACCCAAAUCCCCAACAUCAAGGAGCUAUGGAACUAUCAAACCUCCAUUUAAUCAGAAUUCAGGUUCAAAAAUUUCUUUGGUUAGGCCUGAGAACGUGGGAACAAUGAUAAGGGACAAAGGGAUCUAUUACAGACGAGAACUGGACAGAUACUCUCUGGACUCUGAAGACCUGUACAGUCGGAGCGCCGCAUCUCAGGCAACUUUCAGGAACAAGAGGGGUCAGAUGCCAGAAAACCCAUAUUCUGAGGUUGGUAAGAUUGCAAGCAAAGCAGUUUAUGUGCCGGCCAAACCAGCAAGGCGGAAGGGGAUGCUGGUGAAACAAUCCAAUGUUGAAGACAGUCCAGAAAAGACCUGCUCUAUUCCAAUCCCAACAAUUAUUGUGAAAGAGCCAUCCACCAGCAGCAGCGGGAAAAGCAGCCAAGGGAGCAGCAUGGAAAUUGAUCCUCAGUCUUCAGAGCAACCUGGGCAACUGCGACCCGAUGAUAGCUUAGGUGUCAGCAGUCCAUUUGCAGCAGCCAUUGCUGGAGCAGUAAGGGAUAGGGAAAAGAGGCUGGAAGCAAGGCGUAAUUCUCCAGCCUUCCUUUCCACAGACCUAGGAGAUGAGGAUGUUGGACUAACGCCACCAACACCACGUAUGAGGCAAUCUAAAUUUACAGAUGAAGCAAUGUUUAGUGCUGAAGAUGGUUUUAGACAGCUUAUGUCACCAUCUCCGAUUCCCGCACCUAGGGAACCUGAAAAUAUUUUUAAUAGCAGUGAACCCAGCAAUCAGAGUGAUUCAAGGACAUUAAAUGCUUCGUCCAAAACGAAAGGUACUGAAAACAGUACAGCGGCAGCUAAAUCCACGAAUGCAUCCAGCUCAGAUAAUUAUGUUCACCCAGUCACAGGAAAGCUAUUAGAUCCAAACUCACCGCUAGCCCUUGCUCUCUCUGCCAGGGACAGAGCCAUGAAAGAACAAACACAGCAGAUUCCAGGCAAAGGAGACACUGUUAAAGCUGACCUUAAUAAACCACUUUACAUCGAUACAAAACUGAGACCCAAUAUCGAAACGACUUUUCCUGUUACGGCUACUGUCACUAGGCAAAAUACUCGUGGCCCAUUAAGAAGGCAGGAGACCGAGAACAAGUAUGAAACAGAUGCAGGGAAAGAAAAGAAAGCUGAGGAGAAGAAAAACAUGUUAAUAAACAUUGUGGAUACUUCACAGCAAAAGUCAGCUGGCUUGUUGAUGGUUCAUACGGUGGACACAGCAAAGUCAGAUGAUGCACCAGAAGAGGAAGAGGAAAAGAGAGAUGAAAUGGAACUGAACCCUGAGGACUCCCCACCAGAGAGGCCAGAGGGCAGCGAGGAAGCAGAGAGUGAGCUGAAUGUGCCUGCUGCCCCUGAGCCACCGGCAUCUCCCUGCAAAACCAUUGUAGCAGCGAGCUCUGUUGAUGACCCUGUCAUCUUGCCAUUCCGCAUCCCUCCACCACCCUUAGCAUCAGUUGAUAUUGAUGAAGAGUUUAUUUUUACUGAGCCACUACCACCCCCCUUAGAGUUCGCCAACAGCUUUGAUAUCCCUGAUGAUCGCACAGCUCCUGGUUCAGCUCUAACAGACUUGGUUAAGCAAAGAAAAAAUGGCACGCCUUCACCCGAACCAUUUGCCCCCAGCCAGUCAACUAAUUCCUUAGACAGUAAAAAGCAAGUGGGUCUUUCAAACUGUUUGCCUGCCUCCUUUCUGCCACCCCCUGACAGCUUUGAUAAUGUCACUGACUCUGGGAUUGAGGAGGUAGAUAGUCGAAGUGGUAGUGACCAUCACUUAGAGACAACCAGCACUAUCUCAACAGUGUCCAGCAUCUCUACCUUAUCCUCGGAAGUGGGUGAGAACGUGGAUACUUGUACAGUCUAUGCAGAUGGGCAAACAUUUCUGGUGGACAAACCCCCAGUACCUCCUAAGCCAAAAAUGAAGCCCAUAAUCAACAAAAGCAAUGCACUUUACAAGGAUGCGCUAAUUGAAGAAACUGUAGACAGCUUUGUUAUUCCUCCUCCCGCUCCGCCCCCGCCUCCUAUCAGUGCACAGCCCAAUAUGGCUAAAGUUGUUCCCCAAAGGACAUCUAAGCUAUGGGGUGAUGUGACGGAGGUGAAAAGCCCAAUUCUCUCAGGCCCAAAGGCUAAUGUUAUUAGUGAAUUGAACUCAAUACUCCAGCAAAUGAACAGAGAGAAAUCCUCAAAGCCAGGGGAAGGAUUGGAGUCACCUACUGGAACAAAAACUGCAAGUCUCAGUACAAGGAGCACAGAAGUCAUGAGUACUGUCUCAGGUACACGAAGUACAACAAUCACUUUUACUGUCCGACCUGGAACCAGCCAGCCGAUCACACUGCAGAGCAGGUCCCCAGACUAUGACAGUAGGACCUCAGGAGCAAGACAUGCUCCAAGCCCUGUGGUUUCACCAACAGAGAUUAAUAAAGACAUCAUGCCUUCUCCUCUGGCUGCUUCUGCUUCAGCUUCAUCUCCUUCUCCGACUUUAUCCGAUGUAUUUAGCCUACCCAGCCAGCCCCCUUCUGGGGACUUAUUUGGCUUGACCACAGGGCGCAGCAGGUCUCCUUCUCCCUCAAUAUUACAACAGCCAAUCUCAAAUAAGCCUUUUACAACUAAGCCUGUCCAUCUGUGGACUAAACCAGAUGUGGCAGAUUGGUUGGAAAGUCUAAACUUAGGUGAACAUAAAGAAACAUUUAUGGACAAUGAAAUAGAUGGCACUCAUUUACCAAAUCUACAAAAGGAAGAUCUGAUAGACCUUGGAGUGACUAGAGUUGGGCACAGAAUGAACAUAGAAAGAGCUUUGAAACAGCUGCUGGACAGAUAAGAAUAGCUAUUUUGCCUCACAAACUUCUGUUGAUAACUAGAGAUGGGCUGGUACUGAAAUACCCCAAAUGCCUUGUCUGUCUGCGAGUGCCAGCAAAAUUGGGGGGGGGAGGG